This is a messenger RNA of Caenorhabditis angaria, 2437 nucleotides long. The record is from the annotation of a GenBank genome assembly. NCBI's taxonomy places the organism in Eukaryota, Metazoa, Nematoda, Chromadorea, Rhabditida, Rhabditidae.
UUGUGUUGUUCUACAAGUCAAUGUUGCUCUUCUCACAAAACUGACAAAUUUGUGACGUCAUCAAUUCGAUCGAUUCUAUUGGUUUUAAAGAAGGAAAUAACUGAAAAUAACAAGUGAGUGAAUUGAUUUUUGUGGAAAAAAUAUAGGUUUUUUUUAGUAGAUUUUGAGCCAAAAUAAUAUCAUUUUUGUGAGUGCCAAAUUAGAAAAAUAUAAGAUUUUAUAUGGUUAUAUAAUUAAUUAAAUUCAAAAGGUUCGAUUUGAAUUAAUUUGUUUGAGGCUCAAAAUUUACUAAAAAUUACUUUUUUCUCAAAGUUAUCUUUAAAUAUUUUGUAGAUUACAAUUAAUCGAAGGUCGUGCUGCUUGGUCACAUGAAAAUCGAUAUUUAUCAGAAAGUGUGGAAACGACAUUGGUUAGGUACGGUUUUGCAGGGGAGAAAUUGAGAUUUUUUGCUAGCAAUGUUCAGUAAAACCUUGUGAGAGUCUCAAAAACAGAAAUUGUUCAUUAAAAGAUCCUAAAGUCUUUAAAAAUUAUCAGGAAAGCCUGAACAGUUUAAAAUUUUAUAAUUUUUCAUGAGAAUUUGAGUUUUCUAGAUUAAAAUUGAUGAAAUUUCGAAUUUUUAACUCCAAAUCUCAUUUUCUCUCCUAAAAAUGCUCAUUUUUUGCAGGUUACGGUUGCUCAACGGGAAAACCAUCGGAAAACAAUUUGUAUGCAAAUAUUUCGACGGCUUUUGAAACGCUAAAAAAGGAUUACAGUGAGUUUUUUGAGGGGAAACGCUGAAAAUUCACAAAAAUGACUGGAAAGUUUGAAUUUCCCUUCAAAAAAUCAAGAAAUUUACAGAAAUUUUGUUUGAAAAUAACUAAAAAUGAUGAAAACUUUUUUUUGAGCAAAAAUUCAUUUUUGGCUGAAAUUUAGUUAGAAAUUUCACAAUUUAUGAGAAAAAUUCCAAAUUUUUGGUCAAAAUCAAAUAUUUCUAAAUAAUUUUCAAUGUUUUGAUUCAAUAACUCCCCAUUUUUUGCAGAUGUUCCAGCAGAUCGUGUAAUUUUAUAUGGACAAUCAAUUGGAACAGUUCCAAGUGUUGAUUUGGCCAGCAGAAAACACGUGGCAGCUUUGAUUUUACAUUCACCAUUGAUAAGUGGAAUGAGAGUUGCAUUUCCUGGAACACAGACUAUCUGGUCAGUUAUUUUUGAGCGGCAAAAACUGAAAAUUUUGAAUGAAGAGACUUUUCAACCAAAAAGCAAUAUUAAUAUUUAAAAUAACUUCAUCAAAACAUUUUUAUUUUUGUUGAAAAAUUUAUAAGGGAACCAUUUCAAACGAGUUUUGAGCUCAAAUUUUUGAACAUAUAAAAUCUCCUGCUAUAAAAUUUUGAUAAAAAUGCUUGUCUAUAUUUUUAUUACGACGGGAAAUUCCACGAUUUUUCAUACCAAAUAAGGUUUGAAGUCGGGAAUUACAGUAUCCCUUGCAGUCCAGGUGAUCUUUAUACUUUUCAGCCCGGAAUACAGUAUUCAAGAAUUACUGUACCUCGAACUGCAAGAGAUACUGUAGCUUCAAUUUCAGAAUUUUUUAUCGGACUGCCAAACCGACAGUACCCUAAAAUUAUCUAAAACUUUCAAAAAAAAUUUGAAAAUUUGCAGUCCAAGCCCCAAAAAAACCUUACCCAGCAACAUCUGGUGAUAAAAAUGAUUAGAACAAUUUCGAGCUCAAAACUCGACUGUAGUUUGAAAAAGGUUUUCUUGUAAAAAUUCGAUAUGAACUCAGAUCUGAAGCCAAAAAUUUGAUGAAAAAUUCUGUUCAAAAGAUUUUUUCCACAAAAUUCGGAUUUUCAGUGAAAAAUCAAUAAUUGCAGAUUUUUAUUAGAAAUUUUAUUCUCAAAAUUGAGGCUGAAAAUGUGUUUAAAAAAAAUAAUAUUUAGUUUCAAAAUAUUCGAUUUUUGCUAGAAAAUAAGAAUUUAAAAAAAAACUGAGAAAAAUUGAUAUUUUCGAUGAGCCGAUGUUUGAUUAGAAAUUGAUAGUUAGUUCUUGUUCAGUUUCAAUAAAAUUUCUAACAAAAAAUCAAAAAUUAGCGAUUUAUCACUGAGAAUAAGAGUUUUGUGGCAAAAAUCUUUUUCAUCAAGUCUUUGGGUUCAUAUAAGAAAAUAUCGAAUUUCAGCUGAAAUUUUGGAAUUUCUGAGUUUUUCAACAUUUUUUUUUGAGAUUUAAAAUCAUCAAAUUAUUGAUUUUCUUUUCAAAAAUUCCCUAUUUUCCAAAUAAUUUCCACCAUUUUUUGUAGGUGUUGUGAUGCAUUUCAAUCAAUCGAAAAAGUGCCACGUGUCAAAUGUCCAACUCUAGUAAUUCAUGGAACCGACGACGAGGUUAUCGAUUUUUUGCACGGUGUUUCGAUUUAUGAACGAUGUCCCGCCUCGGUUGAAUCACUUUGGGUUCUAGAUAUGCUGCAAUUUUGA